UAAAGCAGGUGAGAUAGAUAGAUAGAGACACAGGACAUAUGCGGGGAAGGAGAAAGAGAAACAGAUGAUCUAUGUUUCCUCGACUCGACACAUCCAAACACAAACACACUUUUCAAAACCCUUCCAUUCCAUUAUCCAUAUAUAUUCUUUUACAAAUUAAACACUCCAUAACAUAACCCAUUGCCAUAUCUCUUCGAAUGGUGCUUAAGAAGCUGAUAAUAGGAGGACAAGAAGAGGACUCCAACACCACCAAACUGGGAAUGCAAUUGGGAAGGACUUUAGGAGAAGGAAAUUUCGGAAAAGUUAAAUUCGCUAAGAAGUUAGAUUCUGGUCAACCUUUUGCUGUCAAGAUUCUUAAGAAGAACAAGAUUAUCGACCUUAAAAUCACUGAUCAGAUAAAGAGAGAGAUUGCCACCUUGAAGCUCCUCAAACAUCCAAACGUUGUCAGAUUACAUGAGGUGUUGGCAAGCAAGAGCAAGAUAUAUAUGGUCUUAGAAUACGUUACUGGUGGAGAGUUGUUUGAUAGAAUUGCAUCUAAGGGAAAACUUCCUGAAGCUGAAGGAAGGAAGAUCUUCCAGCAGCUAAUUGACGGCGUCAGUUACUGUCACAACAAAGGCGUUUUCCACAGGGAUCUCAAGUUAGAGAAUGUUCUUGUUGACUCGAAGGGGAAUAUAAAGAUAUCUGAUUUUGGCCUCAGUGCUCUUCCACAGCAUUUCAGGGAUGAUGGGUUACUGCAUACAACCUGUGGAAGUCCAAACUAUGUUGCACCAGAGGUUCUUGCCAAUAGAGGAUAUGAUGGUGCUACUUCGGAUAUAUGGUCAUGCGGCGUUAUCUUGUAUGUAAUUCUCAGCGGAUACCUCCCUUUUGAUGAUCGAAACCUUGCUGUUCUAUAUCAGAAGAUUUUCAAGGGAGAUACCAAGAUACCAAAAUGGUUAUCACCUGGAGCUGAAAGCAUGUUAAGAGGGAUUCUUGAACCAAACCCUAUUAAGCGAAUGACAAUGGCAGAUAUCAAAGCGGACGAAUGGUUCAAACAGGAUUAUACUACAGCAGAUCCGUAUGAUGAUGAAGAUGAAGAUAUAUUUAUUGACAAUGAAGCCUUCUCAAUGCAAGAAAUGUCAUCGGAUGCAGACAAGAGUCCAGGCUCACCCACCCCCAUCAAUGCUUUCCAAUUAAUUGGAAUGUCCUCAUGCUUAGACCUCUCUGGUUUCUUUGAGAAAGAGGAUGUUUCUGAGCGAAAAAUCAGAUUUACAUCCAGUCGAUCUGCCAAAGAUUUGCUUGAGAGGAUUGAGAAUACUGUAACAGAGAUGGGAUUUAGAGUACAGAAGAAAAAUGGAAAGUUGAAGGCUACACAGGAGCACAAGGCACAGAAAAACUUGGGUAGUCUUUCAGUUGCAGCAGAGGUAUUUGAGAUCAGUCCAUCCUUGUUUGUAGUUGAGUUAAGAAAAUCAUUUGGAGACACAUCCGCUUACAGACAGUUAUGCGAAAGGCUAUCAAGUGAUUUAGGACACCCUCCAAGCCAAGAGUUGCUGACCACAUAACUUAGCACUGUGGAUACUUGUUCAAACUUAAAGCAACAUCAAGGGAUCUAAGUCUGCAAGCCAAGAUUUGGUGACAACAUACUGAGCAAUGGUCCUAUAUAUACAUCAGGGGAUCUAAGCCUGACGGUGAAUGAUAAAAAUUGGGUUGGAAAUUGGGUGAAAGUUUUUAACCUGUUUUGAAGUGUCUCAAAGUAAAAAAGUAGAUGCUUUAAAAUAUUCAAAGCGCAUAUAGGUACAGUCUCAUGAAGUAAACAAAUCACAAGCAUCAUAUAUGUUUAUGCUAGUUAGUGAUAAAACCCUGGAAAAUAAUAAAUUUCAUAUAUGACUGAAUUGAGAAUUAUAUUGAGAUUUCAACUUA
This is a messenger RNA of Mangifera indica (mango), 1896 nucleotides long. Its product is annotated as CBL-interacting serine/threonine-protein kinase 1-like. The transcript has 12 exons. Bases 198 to 1538 code for a protein of 446 amino acids. NCBI's taxonomy places the organism in Eukaryota, Viridiplantae, Streptophyta, Magnoliopsida, Sapindales, Anacardiaceae. Gene Ontology annotation, molecular function: ATP binding; protein kinase activity. The record is from RefSeq and is a predicted model, not a curated record. Gene Ontology annotation, biological process: protein phosphorylation; signal transduction.